AUGGGCAAGACUCGCCCAAAGAACGUUGUGGCCACGGCCCCACAAAAUCUCCAUAAUUCCACAAAUCGAAUCCGGAAGCCAAAGACAGAAGCUCAGAUAGCCAAGAGAGCUAGAAAAAACAAGCAACGCCGCGAGAAGCGCGCAGUCGAAAAGGCCCGGGCAAACGCCAAGGCAGAGACUCAGAAGGAGCCAGGCCAACGCACUUUAAUGGUCGAAAGUGAGGCCCGUACGGCACGGAUUAAUUCCCUCCGAGUCAGUAUUGCCCAAAGGCAGGAGCAGAUUGCUCGCCGUCAGGCGGAGAUUGCCCUCAAGGAGGCUGAGAUUGAACGCCUGCUGGCGGAAGAAGCUGUGGGCCGACGUUCAAAGCAGGACGAGGCCGAGGGGGACGAUGCGGACUCGGUGGAUGAUGUUGAUAUGGAGGUGGAUCAGUAG
Molecule: messenger RNA, 432 nt
Organism: Penicillium malachiteum
Lineage: Eukaryota; Fungi; Ascomycota; Eurotiomycetes; Eurotiales; Aspergillaceae
Exons: 3
Coding region: 1-432 (143 amino acids)
Source: RefSeq, a predicted model, not a curated record